Drosophila santomea is the source of this 2223-nucleotide messenger RNA. RefSeq names its product insulin-like growth factor-binding protein complex acid labile subunit. Bases 7 to 1665 code for a protein of 552 amino acids. The transcript has 3 exons. Gene Ontology annotation, molecular function: protein binding. The record is from RefSeq and is a predicted model, not a curated record. NCBI's taxonomy places the organism in Eukaryota, Metazoa, Arthropoda, Insecta, Diptera, Drosophilidae.
GCAGGAAUGUCGCCAACUGCCAAUUGCGUUCUGUCGCAUUUUCUGUGGCUUCUCUGCGCGGGAUUCCCCAGCCUGCAUGGAGCCGAUCUCUGCCAGCCCAUCGGCUGGCGGAACUUCCAGUGCAACGAGGUCGCUUCUCUGCAGGAUCUGGUCGAAUUGGGCGCCGAAAACUGGCACACGCUCUUCAUACGGAAUGUGCAAACCGAACUGGAGGUGGGAUCAGGCGAAAAUGCCGAUCACUUGGCCAACUUACAAGAUCUGGAUCUGACUGGCGCGGCUCCAAUAAAUGUGCAUACCAGUGGCUUUGCCAUUCUUCCCAAUCUGCGCCAACUGAAUCUCAGUGGUUGCGGCCUGGUUGACAUCCGGGGAAACCACUUUGCGGCUGAGUCAGCGCUGCAGCGGAUCGAUUUUAGUCACAAUCAAAUGGAGCUACUGGACCGCGACUUUUUUGGCCACCUGAGGAAGUUGAUUUAUGCGAACUUCUCGCACAAUGCGCUCAAGCAAUGCGAUCUGCCGCACAUGCCACUGCUAAAUCGACUGGAAUUGGGGCACAAUCGCUUGGUAAAUGCCACUUUCGGAGUUUGUCCACAGCUGCAGGAGUUGAUUUUGAAUGACAACCAACUGGCACAGCUGGACGUAAACGCCUUUCGUGGACUGCAUGGUCUGUUGGAGCUGCAGCUCAGCGGGAAUAGAUUGAGCUCCAUUGGCCUGGAAACCUUUCAGCCGCUCGCCCAGCUGCGAAAUUUGAACCUUUCCCGGAACGCCCUCGAUGCACUGCGUCCAAAUGUGUUUGGCGCUGUUCAGAACUUUGUGUUGCAUUUGCAGCAACUGGAUUUGUCUGGGAAUCGCAUUCGCCUGCUGUUCGACAACCAGUUCCGAGUGCUGGCCAGGCUCCAGAUGCUGGAUGUGUCCAGGAACAGCAUCGCCAGCCUCAGUCCCGGCCACUUUGUGGGCUUGGGCGCACUGCGGAAGCUGUAUCUGCAGUACAAUGCCAUUCUGGAAAUCAAGGCGGCUACCUUUGCCGCCCUGCUGAACCUGGACACCUUGGAUCUGUCGUACAAUAACCUGGAGUUCCUGGAGGAGCAGAUCUUUGGCAGCAACACUCUGCCUCGCAUGCGAAGGCUCAACUUGAAUGGCAAUCGUAUGAAGCAGCUGCAUCCAUUGGCCUUCUCAUCGUUGCCAUUCUUGGAAUACCUGAAACUGGGUCACAACGAACUGAAGUCCUUGGAUGUGCGAAUGUUUGCGCCCAUGCGACGUCUGCAGAAGCUCCAUUUGGGACACAAUCUCCUCGAGGAGAUCAAUCUCGAUGUGCUGGAGAGCCUAAGUAGCGUGCAGGAGAUCCUGGUGGACAACAAUCGCCUGACCUUUCUGUCCAAGGUGAAUGUGAGCUUCCCAAACCUUAAGCGCGUGUCCAUCGAGGGCAAUCCCUGGCAGUGUCCCUGCUUCGUGAAGCUCCAACUCUGGCUGGCCACCAGGGAUGUGGUCUAUCUGCGCGAUAACACGGGUUACUACAAGGGCGAACGACCGCUUUGCAUAGUGACCAAUGUGGAUUACUGCAUCCAGAAUUUGCAGGCGGUGCGCCGACUGGGAAUUUUGGGCGACUUCCAGGGAGAACAGGUGGAGGCGGAUGCUUUCGACGACGAUGCCAGCGCAGCACAAGACUGAUAGGUGUAUGAUUGCUACCUUCUACUCGUACUUGUAAUCAAAACUUAAACUUAGAUGUAAAAUUGUGCCAAAUUGCGAAAAGCCUAAAAGAUACCGACUAUUUUAUCAUUCCACUUUGUUUGCCCUAAGAUAUGCUACAACUAAAAAACACUUCUAUUCAUGAUGAUGCCAAAUUGGACCACAAAAAACGCUCUUAAGUUUAAAAUUUUAAAUAUAUCGCAAAAUUGCAAAAUAAGAUCUUUUCAGACACAGACAUUUUGAAGAUAUAUAAGAUCGAUCGAUUAUCAUCUUUCGGGCAUAUUCAUGAUUCCAGCGACUCGAAUGGGUUUUAAUUUAAAAUUAAACAACUAAAACUCAAACUUUUCCAUGCACAUGAAUCUGAAGGUGAUGAGCUGGAGGAGUCGCAACAGGAGCGUCAAAAGGAAGGCGUCCUCAUGACCGGGAACAUUUAAUGUAUAUAUAUAGACAUAUUUACAUUUAUUUAUAGAUAUAUAUGUAUAGGGUGUUUUUUUUAGAGGUAUAGAACUUUAAAUUGCAAUAAAACAACGAUGGAUUAUU